GUUGUAGCGGCAAGCUUUUGAGAUCAUUGUCCUCUUAUUCUGGGAAGGAUUGGGAUUUCUGAUAUUUGAUGAAAACUUGUGAAACAAUAUGGAAUUAGUUUCUAGGAAGUUUUGCUUAGCGUAUUGUGUUAUUAUACUGGUAUUUCUGAGUGGAGUUAUUGGUCAGCGUGUAUUGGAUAAACCUGCAGAUAGGGAGACUUCGUAUGACUUUAUAGCAUUGACAAAAACUGUGCCAGUAAUGACCCAGGAGGUUCGGGACCUGACCGUGGCUGAGGGACUUGUGGUCAGUUUUGUCUGUAAAGCUUAUGGAAAUCCACAACCUAAUUUUUAUUGGGAAAAAGAUGGGAAAAAGUUGAACAUGAGGAGGAGAUUCAACGUAUUUGACAUGCCGUAUGGUAGUGUCUUGAGAAUUGACACUGUGCGGAAUACAGACAAUGGUAAAACCUUUACCUGUGUGGCUGAGAAUGGAGUGGGGGAUCCAGCCAGGAGUACGGGGCGUCUAAAGGUUUACCGCAUUGACAGGGAUGAAAAUGAAAUUCCACUGGGAUAUCCUAGAAUUGUUGUAAAUCCAAAGCUAAAAUCUGCUGAGAAAGGGAAGCCUGCCAUUAUGCAGUGUCAAGCGGAUGCUAAUGGACACAAGUUUGAUAUCGAGUGGUUCAAAAAUGGUGUCCCUGUAGAUCUGGGUGACAACAAACGGUUCACACUCACUGAAACAGGAUCUUUACGUAUAGCCAAGGCCCUAGAGUCAGAUUAUGGAAAAUAUGAAUGUGUAGCUACCAAUGAGUAUGGAGUGACCUACUCUUAUGCUGCGAUGUUAUACGUCAAAGUACGUCGAGCCCCCCUUCAUUUUACCUUCUUACCCCAGAAGAGAGUGGAGGUGGACCCCAAUGGCAGCGUCAAUCUGACCUGUGUGGCGGUGGGGUCCCCCAUGCCACACGUCAUGUGGCGGGAUGGUGCCACGGAACUGGGAAAGUCUGUCAUAGGAAAGAAUGUCCUCCAACUGAAAAACGUCACGGAGAGCAAGAACUACACGUGUGUGGCGUCGACUAACUUAGAAAAAAUCGAACACGUCGGGGAGGUCAUAGUUAAAG
Molecule: messenger RNA, 1091 nt
Organism: Saccostrea cuccullata (small rock oyster)
Lineage: Eukaryota; Metazoa; Mollusca; Bivalvia; Ostreida; Ostreidae
Product: receptor-type tyrosine-protein phosphatase F-like
Exons: 5
Biological process (GO): dendrite self-avoidance; homophilic cell-cell adhesion; axon guidance
Cellular component (GO): plasma membrane; axon
Molecular function (GO): cell-cell adhesion mediator activity
Source: RefSeq, a predicted model, not a curated record